AUGUCGACCCAGUGCUUGCGGGACGCAAGAGGUUUCGCUACCGGGAACGCAUCUGCAGGCGCUGCUAAGAGAGCCACCGCAACUUCAGGAGCGUCCGAGUUGAUAAACGAUGGCGUCGUCGCUACGUCGUCAGUUCUGCUCAUCGGCUCCUUCUUUUGGGUGCCGGCAUAUCUUUACUACGUGUGGAGAAAUAAAUGCAAGACUCGGAGGCGAAAAGCUCUGUUCCUGGCCUGCCUAGUGGCGUUCCUGGCGGGGCCAAUGCCGGUGACUCGAAGAAUUGCCAGGCUAUCGGUGUGGAACAGGUUCUGGAGAUACUUUUCCGGCAGUUUUGUGGGAGAGAUGGACGCUUGCAGAGGGAAGCAGUCGCUAUUCUGUCUCGUCCCUCACGGGGUGUUUCCGUUCGGCGUCGCCCUCGCCUCGCUCGGGAGGGCAAACGAAACCGUCUUCAACGCCGCCAAGCCGGUUUGCGCUUCAAUUAUGCUACGGACACCGAUCAUCGGGAAUAUUCUCCGCAUGAUCGGCGCCGUGGGAGCUUCGAGAGACACGAUGGACGACGCGCUAAAGCAAGGGCACUCGCUCAGUCUGGCACCAGGCGGGAUCGGUGAGAUGUUCUUAGACGGAGAAGCGGGAAAAGAGUUUGCGCUCCUCAGGGGGCACAAGGGGUUCGUCCGAAGAGCGAUGGCGCAUGGCGUGCCUCUAGUCCCUGUUUACGUUUUUGGCAACUCCCAAACUUUCAAGCGUGUGCCUCUACCGGCUGCCCUAGAGAGCCUUUCGCGACUGCUAAAAGCGUCACUAGUUCUAUUCUGGGGGAGAUGGGGCCUGCCAAUUCCGUUCAAGGUGCCAUUGACAUUUGCUUUCGGGGAGACAUUGGACAUCGAAAAGAACUUGUCGCCGUCAGAUGAGCAGGUGGACGCGGUUCACGCCCGAUUCUGUGAAGCCCUGGCGGACGUGUUUGACCGAUACAAGGGAACUUACGGCUGGGGCGACACAAAAUUAGAACUUCGGUGACACGUGAACUCACCCACACCAAUGAGUUGCGUCUCUCUUCGUGAUGAAGAGUAUACAGUGGUUGGGGCGGC
This is a messenger RNA of Ectocarpus siliculosus, 1079 nucleotides long. The record is from the annotation of a GenBank genome assembly. NCBI's taxonomy places the organism in Eukaryota, Phaeophyceae, Ectocarpales, Ectocarpaceae.